This is a messenger RNA of Dentiscutata erythropus, 2319 nucleotides long. NCBI's taxonomy places the organism in Eukaryota, Fungi, Glomeromycota, Glomeromycetes, Diversisporales, Gigasporaceae. The record is from the annotation of a GenBank genome assembly.
AUGAAAGAAUAUCAUGAUCUUUUGGUCCAUACCGUAUAUGAAAGACAUCCGAUUUCAGUGACAGGAUGCUAUCCUUUAAGAAUGAAUCUUACAGCCGUGUCUAAUAAGAUUAAAGAUAUCUUUUUUGUGGCUAUUUAUGAUUCUAUUUUCGCGUACCGGCUGAGCUCAUACAAUGACGAAGAUGAUACACCAAAAAAACCAUUCAAAAAACUCAACCGUCCUAUAGAUCCAACUUCUCAUGAUGAUGAGGAGCAGCAUAUAAUUAAUGCUAUUAAAGUGGGCGAGAUUGGGUAUGAGGAAGUGCUUGUUAGCGUUGACGAAUCUGGCGACAUUCAUGUUUGGUAUACCUCAAACCUUGAAAAAAAUCCGCUACAUUUCAAAAAUAAUGAGUCCACGUGGGGUGUAGCGCUUCAUGGUCCAAGGCGGCUAUUGGCGGUUAGUGCUAAUUCACAUGAAAUCACAAUUUUCAACCUCCAAUACGGAUUACAACCAUUAGCAAAAUUCUCUGAUAGUCAGGACAUGAGUUGCAGGCCAAAAUAUUCACUUCGUGGUCAUAGGCAUAAUGUACCUAAUAUAUCGUUUAGUUCUUGUGGCCAAUUUUUGGUUUCGUGCAGUAUCGAUAGAUCAUGUCGAAUUUGGAACGUUAAUACUGGUCAAACUAUAGUUUUUCAAGAAGUUUCUAGUGAAUGGGGCUGGUCUGCAUGUUUUGUUUCCACAUCAAAUUUCAAGAAUGCAAAUAAUACGUCACGGAAUUUUCGUACACGUAAAGAUGUUAAUGACCGAUCACGAAGUCGUAUUGGUCGUGUAUAUGCAGGAUCAGAAUCAGAAAGAGAUGAAGAUUUACAUCCUAUAACUCCUGCUAUCAGAUUUUUACCUUUGGAUACUGAAUAUGAAGAUGGAUAUGACGAAAGUACAGAAAUAACAACUUUAGUUUAUAAUGAUUAUGGAGCAAUCGAAACAAUUGAAACUGAGGACGAAGAAAAUGAAUCUAACUAUUCGGAUGCCCAAAGAUCGAAUAAUAAUAACGAAAGUGUAUCGUCAGAUGAUUCGGAUCAUGAUCAUGGCUCGCAUACCCCUAUUCCGGAUGAGAUGUCAGAUGAAGAAUGGUCACCAAGCGCCGAAACUCGAGAUAUAUAUAGUAAUAAUCCUAGCGUUCAAAAUGGAGAUGAAAUACUAUUAUCCGAACGCACGGAGAAUGGAAACAUUUCAACAUAUUCACCAAGAUAUCCGUCACCCAUUGUUUACAUCAGCCAUUUUCCAUCAGCCCCGAUAGCUCAACAAAUUUUGCCGGAAGUUUAUUUCUCUAGCAAUUCCCCAGCGUAUUCUCCAGCGACGCCUCAAUAUAUGCUAGAACCAAGUUCUUCAACAGCAUAUGGUCUUGGACAAAAUUUAUCGCAUACACCACCGACAGCUUAUUCACCUCCACAGCCAACACCAUCGAUUAAUGACAUUCCCACGUCUCAGGAGCAAGUAACUGCAGCAUUUUCAUCGUCGUCCUUUAAUUCUGAGCAUAUUAGACCGGAAUCUCCUGUUUAUUCUCCGAUGUCACCAGAAUAUUCACCGAUUAAUACGAACUACACUCCAGAAUCACCACAUUAUGAUCCAAUGUCGCCUCAAUAUACACCCACAUCUCCAAGCUAUAAUCCUACUUACGCACGUCCAAGAGCCCAAGAUUUUUUUGAUGAUUUUCCUGAUAACUCAUAUGGAAAUGAACCGCCAUCACAACUGUACAGUCAUUUAGAUGAACAGUGGGAGAAUCAUCGAUCACAAUCUUUGAACCGGAGAAUAAAGAGUGGAGUGAAUCGUUUGGAGAUGCAUAAAACGCAGAAAGGACGAGUUCCUAAGAUCUCUCAGGACCUUGUGUUAUUUGGCACGCAACAUGAUUUAUUUCUUCUCGAUCCUAAAUCUGAUUUGACUAUUCUGAGUUCAUUAUUGAGCGUCGUAUGUCGGAGUGAUCCAAGAAGAGCGAGACAUUUGGAUUCAAAUGAUCGAUUAAACAUGAUCGAGUGGAUCCCCGAUCUCUCACUCGCAAUUGUCGCAAGUCAGAAAGGAAAGGUUGCAUUGGUUCGACUUCUCAAAGGGAUUAGUGUUAGAGGGAUUGAACAUUAUUCUCUUCAUGACGAAAAACUCAUACCCCAGACUCCUUUACCAAACGCACCAUUGAUAGGAAUGUUUGUCGUAAAAAAUGAUAAUCUGCAAGAUCCUUCUUUGUAUUUCUAUAAUCUUUACUUGACAUAUGCAGAUGGUAGCAUGUAUUGCUAUGAAAUAAGAAGGAAAGAACAAACAAAUGACUUAAGAUUAGACAACAUUUGGAUAUAA